AUGCUACAAGACCAAAGUAAGCGGUAUAAAUGCUUCCAGCUCUUUAGAAUUGCCAACGUUGUGGUGCUCGUUAUCAUUUUCACGGUGUGUGGAUUUAUAAACUAUGGCUCUAAAGAAUACUUUGAUAUUUUUAUGUAUCACCUGGCUUUUGCUAUUCCUACCAUCAUGUUUCACCUAGUUCCUUACUUCAGGAUCAACACUAUCUUCGUGUGCUUGACUUCACUGUUCUACCUGGGAGUCAUAUUUUGGGCUCUGAUAACUUAUGUAAAGAUGUCUACUACAGAAAAAGACUCCGAAAAGGAAAUGCUCUCAUUUUUCCUCUAUCAUUAUCUUGUUCCAGGCUCUAUGAUAGGAACAUCUUUUCUUGUGGUUGCUUCAUUUUAUAUGGAAAAUGAGGAAGAUAAUAAUGAUAUCUUUGCUGGGUCAAAUAUAGAAAUUCCGAUAGCUCGACCACAUUAUGAUAACGUUGAGAACUAGCAUAAGAGAAUUACCAGAAAUUUAGAUUCUACUUUU
Messenger RNA from Moneuplotes crassus, 513 nucleotides. The record is from the annotation of a GenBank genome assembly. Lineage: Eukaryota; Ciliophora; Spirotrichea; Euplotida; Euplotidae.